Molecule: messenger RNA, 4449 nt
Organism: Siniperca chuatsi (mandarin fish)
Lineage: Eukaryota; Metazoa; Chordata; Actinopteri; Centrarchiformes; Sinipercidae
Gene: aven
Product: apoptosis, caspase activation inhibitor
Exons: 6
Coding region: 70-1029 (319 amino acids)
Biological process (GO): negative regulation of G2/M transition of mitotic cell cycle
Source: RefSeq, a predicted model, not a curated record
AUUCAAUGUAACACUCAUUCCGUACCCUGAGGUGUCACAUGCUAAACUAUCCGGCCACAGCUGACAGCAAUGGAGGGUAGACCGAACAGAAGCAGAGGAGGUUGUUGGAGAAGAGGUGGCCGGGGUGGAAACGACAGCGACAGUUUUGGCGGCGAACACCGGGGCAGAGGGAGAGGAGGCCACCACCGCGGCCGGGGUAAAAGAGACCACUACCGCGGUCGCGGACGCGGCGGAGGCGCACAUGCAGCGGAGUUCCAUUCCCGGGAUCAGGAUGAAGGGGACAACUGUCAGGAGGAAGAUGGCAGGAUGGAGGUGUUCUCCAGGAGGAAACUGGAGUCAAACUGGGACCGUUACGAGGUGUCAGAGAGGCAGGAGCCUGAUGAUGACACGCCCACUCAGAGAGGAACAGACUACCACGUCCUGCUGGAGACAGCAGGAGAUUCGUUCACUCAAUUCCGGUUUUCAGAAGAAAAGGACUGGGAGAUGGACUCAUCUGCAGCCAGUCAGAUGUCUGCAGUGUUUGUGGACCUCCCAUCUCUCGCCCAGAGCCUUCAACAAGUGCCUCUCCAUCAGAGACUCAACCUGGAGGUCGAGCUGGUUCAGGUCUCGACACCAGUAGAGCUGCCCUCUAUGACCCUCACCCCUAAACAGGAGAUGCCCAAAGUGUCCACUCCUCCGUCUGUAGCUUUAAAAGUCCUCAGCACCAGCCAGAAAGCCCCCGUGGCUACAAACCCAGCGUUGGUCUCCUCGAGCGCUGCAGAGCCGCUAGUGGAUGAUGUUGAUGAAGAGCUGGACCAGCUGCUCAGUUUACAGAAACCAGUCUUAGAUGUUUCAGGAAACCAGUCUGUCAGUGUCGCAGAUGGGAGGAGUGCGGUUCCACAGAAAGUGUGUGAGGAAGUGAAGGAGGUGAUAGAAGAGAAGAUGGAGGAGGUGAAAGACAAUGAUGUCACACCUCCCAAGUCUGCUUCCAUCAGGCAGGAAGUGACAGAGGAGGACCUGGAGGACUGGCUUGACAGCAUGAUCUCCUGACCAGCACCCACCAGGGAAGACAGAAGAGGUAUAUAAAAGAAACUGGACUUUAACUUGUAUCUCCGUCCAUUAAAAUUCGUAUCAGAACUUUAAACAUUUAGCCUGAUGAAUUAUAAAGCUGAUUAUAAAGUUAACAUGUUAGAUUUUUCUUUCACUUUGGCCUCCUUUGCCUAUUAAAAAGUGGCAGUCAAUUUAUUAGUAUAUCCAGUUUCCAGGCAUGAAUGGGUGACAAUAUGUUUAGAGGUCUAGAGACGGGCCAGUACGUCUCGAACAUUUGUGAGAACGUGUCAGAAUGUUCCCUCUGCACUUCAUGUUUCAGAGAAGUGAUUAUCUGUUCCUUGUGUGGCUGUGAAAGUUACGCACCACAGGAGUGUUGCCAUCAGAGGGAUCUCAGCUGCCCAAGGGACGGAUGACACGUUUGGUUUAUUGCGUCAAUUACUUUAUUCAUUUCCUCCCCCUCAUCAAAAGAAAUGCAGUUUACCAAAGCUACUACAUACAUACAAAUGGCCAUACAAUAGCAGUUAACCAUUUUGUCGUCAAUAAAUCCUUGAAGUUUUGUUUUUUCAUUUUUCUCUGAUGUGGGGCUCUUCUACUGUGGAAAGAAGUGCAGGCGGGCAGGACACCACAGCUUGGAAACCAAACUAAGCAACAUUUACACAAGGAUCAUCUAGAUUUUAUACAACAAUUUUUUUGAAAUUUUAUUUAAAAGCCACAAAACUAGCUUGAGCUAAAUCUGCUUGUAACUAAUCCAGAACUAGAGCACUGCUUGUGUCAGGAGGAACACAAACGAUUACUUUUUUUUUUUUGCAUAGUUUCUCAUAAGGCACAUCGGCACUUGAUAAACACCUACAGUAAAUCGCCUGGUCCUGGAAGAACCAUCUUCUGUAACUCUUUAUUUCAUUUGACAGGUUUGAAAGGCAGAUCGGGUCUCACUCAUGUCAUUUGAUGUUAACUGGAUCAGUAGUGAUCAAUGCUAGCAGCACACAUCCAUCCAGGUGGUUUGGUAAUAAGUGACACUAACAUCCUGGCAUUAAUCUAGAAAUUGUGCAUAUUCAAACAUUCAGUUGUCAUGCUGUAACCCUCCACGUGUAUCAAAUGUCUACACGCAACAAAUUGUGUAACAGGUUGGGGUUAAGCAAGUGAAAAGGCAAUGUGAAUCAAAAUAAGAAUUUGCAUAAAAGAGGCGUCGUGGUAAGUGACUUUUUUCUGUAACAAGGAAGAGGACUUUGAUGCACAAACCUGAAAUGUCCAGUUGUUCUUCUUAAAAUUAUGUUUUGUGUAUCUGAAUUCAAAAUGAUUGAUUUUGACACCAUGGCAGCAGAGAAAGUCCGGCGAGUGUUCAGGAUAACAGGGUGAAGUCAAGUUCAGUGUCUCUUUCAGAUAAAAGGAAAGUAUAGAGGGGUGUUUGGGGCACCAGACUAGUAGCUGCCCUCUCUAACCCAACUGGUCCUCAUAUUGCUUACGGAAGCAGUCUCCAGUAGGGAAGAAGUCCCAGCAUCUUUCCUGGUACAUCUUCCACACAUACGACUCCUGCAGGGGGAAAAAACAAAACAAAUCUGCUGAGAUAAUAUCUGAUGAUGGGCUAGGAGACUACAAAUUAAUAACAGACAGCCUGUGUUGCACACUGGGGCCUAUUGUGUAUGAAUGAAUUGGGCAUUUACCAGAUAGCAUGUCUUUGUUAGACCCUCUCUAUCGGUUGCAUUGUGGGAAAUCACGGAUCCAGCAGCCAAUUGUAAAUUUAAUCCAAUACAUUCAAAUACAAAGUCAACACUAACAGCUACAUUGUUGGACUCACGAUGGACAGUUAAAAAAAAAAAAAAGAGGAUCCAAAUCGAUGCAGAAGAACAAGCGAUAGUGUUUUUAAUUCCACACAUUCUUCUUGUCAAAACCUGCCGCCUACAUUACCCACAAUGCAACUCAGCCAACAACAUGCUAAUGUAGCCUCGAGCUGCUAGCUUUAAGCAGUGAUGAGGAGUGGUCUGGUAAGCUCACUUCUUUCUAACUCCACACCCCCUGAUUUUUUUCAUUUUCAUACUUUUAGUCUUCAGACCCAACUGACGCUGACUCAAGUGACAUCAUUUGAGGCAAUGUAUCCAAUUUUGUGCACAAAAUGCUUUAUACAACUUUUUUCACGUAUGCAGUAGUACUGUAAAACACGUGUGAAAGCUCAGUUUGCAACCAUUUGAAUACUCUCCUCCCCCUCCAAGCGUGUAGGAGAAACUACGGUGCAACAUGGGGACCUGCUCCCUAUAGAUAAAAACGGCUUAUUCUAAUGGUAAUGAAAACAAAAAUAUUAUAUUCCAUUUCUGCCAAUAGCUCCUCCUAAAUGUUACACACUGGACCUUUAAGUAAGUAGACCUGGCAACAGUUAAUGAAUGACACCUGCUCAGGGAAGUAUAAGUAAGUUACAGCCCAUACUCAACAUUGUUACUAACUUGUAUGGUGCAGUUUAAGGCCCAGUAUGUAACAUUUAGGAGGAUCUAUUGGCAGAAAUGGAAUAAUAUUUAUGUUUUUAUGUACAGAGGGAGUGGGUCGCCAUGUUGCACCACUAUGUUUCUACAGUAGCCCAGAACGGACAAACCAAUCACUGGCUCUAGAUAGGGCCUUUUGUGGCCACCGUAGUUUCUCCUACACGCUUGGAAGGGGAGGGUGAUCCGAGCAGUUUAAAUGGUUGCAAGCUGCAUUUUCAACGCUAGAUGUUACUAAGUCCUACACACUGGACCUUAUACGUUAUAGCAUAACUACCAUGGGAAGAAGAGGACCAAACAAACUUCAGAGACCCUCUCAGUGUUGGCAGUAUACCUCAGGUAAAAUUAUGUUAUGUUUUUUUUGUGUAAUUUGCAGCCCAAUAAUUUGUAUACCACAAUAUCACCAAAUUGCUCCGAAAGUGAUCCCAACGAUGAUAUUUGCUACUAUUGUAGUUAUAGUUGUGGUGUGGAUGGCCCAUAAGAACCCAAGAUACUGCGGUAAGUUAAUACAUCAUAAGUAUGUUUCAUCCAUCAUUUGGAUUAAGAUUAUUAAUAAAUCCUGUCUUUAUUUUCUGCAGAAAUACUGAAAACUGAAUUGUGUUUACAAUUUGCGACUUUUUCCUCUACGAGUAGCUAAAUUUGUGAGAUAAGAACAGUGCAUGCACAUCAAAUAAAAGCAACUGGCAUCUCAGGUGCACGACAAUAACAAGUUAAUAUCAAAAAAGUCAAAGUGAACCCACGCAUUGCUUCUUCCUCCUGCUAAGCUGAACUUAUGCAACAUAACAAGUGGGUUGAAAUGUUGCACAAGUAAAAACCUACUGAAGUUUCUGUAACUACCUUUGCUGUCUUGAGAUUGAUCAGACAUAAGAUACAUGAUAUAAAGCAUCUCAGAAAAUGUGAAUGUAAAAGUGAAUUGAAGCUAAAAUAUAGUAAACUCUUGUCACAUACCUGA